AUGACGGAUGCUCUACUUGCAGACUUCUAUACUAGCAGUAAGAGUUUGCAAAUUACUAACAGGACAGAACUCUACAAACAAGUGGUCGAGUGUCAGAAUGCCAAAGCCAUAGUUGAGUUGAAGAAAAAGACGAACGAACUUAAUAAAGAAGUUCAGGAGUUUAUUGGUGAGAUUCCCAGCUAUGAUCGCAAACGAGUAGUUGAAUCGGUUGAACUGCUUUUCAAGUAUGUGGAAUUGAAGAUUGUUCAGUUGGACGAAUCGCAACGUUUUUCAUUUGAGGGGAGUCCUAUUCCGAACCCUGACUACAAGAAACGAGAUACUACAAGAAAGCAAGAUCACGAUACCCAAGACAAUACUGAUGAUCUGCUCAAAACAAAGGGGGGUGUUUACCGAGACCAGGUUCGUGUCAAAGCAACUAUAGGAGAAGAGGGAGUAGAUAAGACAGGAAGAGGACAUCUACUAGUUACCAAUACUGUUUAUAGUGUAGUACAGUGUAAACAAGCAUCGUCAAUUCACAUACGAGGAGGCGAGAAGCUGGUAUUCCGACUCGUUGUGGAUGGACCGGUUUUUGUCCAUGACUUGGAUCGCGUUGUUUUGGUGCUACAGUGCCAUCAAGUGAGACUACACAAUGUAAGAAGAUCUGUGAUAAUGGUCAGUAAGACUGCUGACAACCGGAUGAUAAUCGAGGAUUGUCUGGGUUUGGCUAUCAGCUCGCUAGAAUCCGGUCCAUUGGUAGAAGUGGACGAUUUCAACUGGCCUACCAAGGCUGUAGUCUCUCCCCAUUAUAAGGCCGCAGAGCCUGUCGAUAUUCUGUGGAUAGAUGAUGUCGAUGAUGGCCCUUUGAGCGAAGACACCAUUGAUAAACUUAAAAGCAUAGUACCAUUAGAUACAACAGAAUAG
Molecule: messenger RNA, 900 nt
Organism: Scheffersomyces stipitis CBS 6054
Lineage: Eukaryota; Fungi; Ascomycota; Pichiomycetes; Serinales; Debaryomycetaceae
Exons: 2
Coding region: 1-900 (299 amino acids)
Biological process (GO): tubulin complex assembly; post-chaperonin tubulin folding pathway
Cellular component (GO): cytoplasm
Source: RefSeq, a predicted model, not a curated record